CUGUGACCACCUGUUUACAAUCGAAUAAUGACCGAAAAUAUUAUGGCGCUCUCGAGUGACGUCAUUAAGAGGCGACACCUGCCGCUGAACGAAAACAACCCGUCUGGGCACAAUACGGAGCAGAUUUUAGCUUCACACGGAGCUUUGCCCGCAGUAUCAGUCAGGCCUCAUCAAUGCGCGGAUCAAUGGACAUCUGUGCACAUCUGUCCGGACAGGAGGGCUCGGAGCAGGUCGUCAUGGCGGACAGUUCAGGGCUCCAAGCACAGAUCGCCUCGGUCAUAGAGAUCCUGGCCAAUUCGGCCGUGGUGGAAAUCUGCAGGCUGGUGGAAGAUGGUUACACUGCGCUGUGCUCUCAGAUGGAGCAGGAGCGAGAAAAAUGCCAGGAGGAGAACGAUGUUCUGCGGCAGAAGCUGCGAGAAACGGACGAGAAGCUGCGGAGCUGCGACCGGAAGCUGCGGAGACGACGUCGACACGAGAAGAUGUUCACUGUUCGUCUGAACCUGGAGCAAGAAGCCCAGAAUCCUAGUGAGGAAACUCCUCCCACGGAAGCUGUUUUGGACUCCAGUCUGGCCUCCUCUCCCCCACAUUCUCCCCCAUCUCCCACUGACGUCAAGAUGGAUCUGACCUGCAGGCCUGGAGCAAAAUGUAACUUGAUGAAGCCCCUGUGGAAGAGCCUGAAAGUUAGCAGUGGAGUUCUUCAAGACACUGAGACUGUUUGCAGGGACUUUCCUGAAAACCAAACAGAUCUAAAGCCUAAGAUCCAGCCAGAUGAAACUCCAGAUGAUGAGCUUCAUCCUCCUCAUCGACCAGUCCCUGUGGAACUGGAUGAGCCCAAUUCUGACCUCAAAAACGUGAGCCUGGAUCUAACCUGGAUGCAGGAGCAUCUUGGUACAGCAUAUGCAGUUGCACACUUGGGUUUGGGGAGCACAAACACUGGACACCCUUUGUCCUCUCAUCUUGCACAGGGAGAAGGGGACAGUCUAGAUGGUCCUCCCACCAUGUUCUUCACUGGUGGAACGAACAAAAUGGCUGCAUUUUCCCCCUCAUUCGACAUGACUGCUGUUACUGCUGCCGUCGUAGCUGCACCACCUUCUCCUGUACCUGCUGUCACUACGGCUCCUUCUGCCUGCAUACCCAGUCAGAUGCAGCCCUUCAGGAGUAGCACUGUCCUUUCUAAAAAGUCUGUGGCGUGUGCAGUUUGUAGGCAAGUCUUCUUCAGUGCAGCUGCCCUGAAGCUGCACCAGCAGGCGCACACUGGAGAGAGACCCUAUACUUGCCGCCACUGUGGAAAAGGCUUUGCCCAGCCCAACAACCUGAGAGUCCACCUUCUUAUCCACACCGGAGAGCGGCGUUAUCGGUGUACACUGUGUGGAAAAGGUUUCAUCUCUUCAAGCCACCUAAAGAGACACCGCACAGUCCACACCCAGGAGAAGCCCUACAGCUGUUCACAGUGUGGACAGUCCUUCAGCCAGAUGUGCAGUGUUCGCAGACACAGGCAGCAGUCUCAGUGUGGAUUGUAG
Messenger RNA from Nematolebias whitei (Rio pearlfish), 1520 nucleotides. RefSeq names its product zinc finger protein 853-like. The transcript has 2 exons. Bases 174 to 1520 code for a protein of 448 amino acids. The record is from RefSeq and is a predicted model, not a curated record. Gene Ontology annotation, cellular component: nucleus. Lineage: Eukaryota; Metazoa; Chordata; Actinopteri; Cyprinodontiformes; Rivulidae.